Messenger RNA from Mycena citricolor, 1801 nucleotides. Lineage: Eukaryota; Fungi; Basidiomycota; Agaricomycetes; Agaricales; Mycenaceae. The record is from the annotation of a GenBank genome assembly.
CUUCGGGUAAACACACACAAGGUGGUGUAUCACGUGACACUCAGGAUUGAUCAAGAGAUACUGCGAGACCCUUCGCUCUAUGGUCAUCAUCCAUGACAUGCCAGACCAGCUCCAGCAGCAAAAUCAAGGUUACAGAGUGGUAUAAAGGCAAGAAGUUGGUAAGAAAGACCGAAUGACAUCACCUGUUUGCAGACAUGACUCAUGAGACUGCUGGCCGUUGCUAGCCGUAGUCCGGCAGCAGCGGCAGCGGGAUCCCGCCUUCCCACUUUUGUGUUUUCCAUGCCUGCUUUUGUUGUCGAAGGAUCAACAGCAGCAGACGUGCGGUUCGAGCUGGCCAUCAGCACGGCUCCUUGGUGUCUUCUCAUGAGCUUGUCGUGCGCUUUUACGCAACUGAGUCUGCCGUUUAGCCAUGUUGCCUGCUUCGAACCCUCCAUAAGAACCUGACAGCGUGUCUCUCGGAUGAAGUACUCGUCGGAAUGUCCUUGCCAGCUGAGACUCCAAUUCUUAUCGUCGGCGCUGGGCCAUGCGGGAUGGCGGCAGCGCUUUCUUUGUACCAUCAAGGCAUUCGGGAUGUGGUGAUCGUCGACGCCAUUGAGCCUGGCGAGAAUGCCUCGCGCGCCAUGGUGAUCCACGCAGCGACUCUCGAAGCCCUGGACAAAAUCGAGUGCAUGGAUAUCAUCCUACCCCUUGGCGUGCAGCUCGGGAGCCUCGGCAUGCACGAAGGACCUUCUUAUCUGCUUACUGCCGACUUCUCGUUGCUUGCAGACAAGACCAAGUUCCCAUUUGGUCUCCUCAUCCCUCAAUCUCGCACAGAGCGCGCAAUGCUGGCCAAGUUGACAGAACUCGGGAUCCACGUCUUUCGCCCGCUCAGAGUCGCUUCGGUCAAGGAAUGUACCGACGAUUCUGGGAUGCUCGAGGUCUCAUUCGAGUCCGGGGAAGUCAUUAAGGCGAAGUACGUCAUCGGUGCAGAUGGAGCUCAAUCUGUGGUCAGACACCAUGCUGGAAUCGGAUUCAAAGACCCGCAGGGCGAUGGUCCACGCGACUUUGGGGACCUCUCGCAGAUGGCGCUGGGUGAUGUGUCCUUCUCCGCGCCUCUCCCCUCGACCGCACCUCGCAUCAUGCUCCGCAUCGCCAACUUCAAUGUCAUGCUCAUCGCCCAGUUCCCCGACGGAGCGUACCCCAACGCCACCAAACCGGUGUACCGCAUCGCCAGUGGGAUCCCUGAGCAGAUGGGUGCGGUGCCGCACUCGCCUGAUCUCGAAUACCUGCAGAAGAUGUUCGACCGCAUGGCUCCCGGGCCUCUGCAAGGCUCCCAAAUCGAAACUGUGCACUGGUCGUCGCGCUACAAGACGCGCUCUGCCAUCUCCGAUCGCCACUUCAUGCGCUUCCCUGGCGGAGGCGUCGUCCUCCUCAUCGGCGAUGCGGCGCACAUCCACAGUCCCCUUGGUGGGCAGGGCAUGAGUCUCGGCCUGCGUGACUCCAUCAGCCUGGGACCCGUGCUGAGCGCUCAUCUCGGCGCGCCGGAGAACGAUAGCGGGCUGUUGGAGUGGGCUCGAUGGAGACACGAGCGUGCGCUGGAGGUGAUCAAGUUGACGGAACACGGGAUGGGUUUGAUCAGCUCGCCCCGCAAGAUGUGGGCCCCUGUGCGAUGGGUCGUCUUCACUGUCAUUCGGAUGCUGGGCAGGCUCCGGUUUGUGAGAAGGGCGGUCGCGUUCCGGACGAGUGGCCUGGCAGAAAUCUGAUGCUUCUUUGUCGCUUCUUUACACGCUUGAAAUGAUAUGACAGAAGAGAGGGAGUGCUG